CGAUCAUGUGAGUGUCCAUUUUUUUGUGGCUUUUGACACUUGCUGACAGACAGUGGUCGAUAAAAUAAUAUUAAUUGUUCGUAAUUUUUUUAAAUAAACGAGCAAAAUGGCUUGCAAAAUCUGUGGUCCAAAGCUUUCCCUGUGUGGGCUCGUUUUGAGUGUAUGGGGUAUCAUACAAUUGACCUUGAUGGGCGUUUUCUACUUUAAUGGAGCUGUAGCUCUUUUAGAAGACUUGCCACUUGGAGAAAAUCAUCACAGCAUUGAAGAUUUCGUAGCUGAAGUACAGACUGGAUACUCUCAGAAUGCAUACAACUGCUGGAUUGCUGCUCUGCUCUAUGUGAUCACGCUUGUAGUCUCUGGACAUCAGUUCUGGAUGAACAAUCGUUCCUCAGUUAGCAUGUAAACAUACAAAGUACUUUAUAAGUACACUUCUGUUUAUAGCUCCAUUCCAUUUUAUUUGAGUAGAAAAAUAAAAUACCCAAUUAAAUUACUCUGAUUCUAUCGAUUGUAUAAAAUACUUAAAAGAUUAGUUUUAAGACUUAUUCUAUGUGAAGCUUAUUAAUUUUUAGGUGUAUUAUUUUUCUAAACAAAUAUAUCUCUAAUAUAGGUCUUGUUUCAAAAAAUAUUUAUUUCGGUACCAUAUUGGACUGAGCAAUUUAUGAAUUCUUACCAUCAAAAUCUAAUAUUGAAUUUAGAACGUUUAUCAUCUAGAAUAUUAGUACUAUAAUUGAAUAAAAAGUAAUUUACACAUAAAACUUUGUCAAGUAAAUUAAUAUGGCAAUCCAUGCUGAUCAUUUAUUUUAUACUGUUUAAUUUAUUUCCUCUAUAGAGUUUACUCUUGUUGUGAAAAUACUAUAUAAAUAAUUUGGCAAGUAAAAAGUCCCACAUCCUGUGAAAGUAUUAUGUUGAUAAAUCGCUAUAAAUUGUACAUAAAAUAACUGUAAUUAUUGUAGGUACAUUGUAAAAUGGUUCUAUAGUUUUUCUUGAAUUAAAUAUUAAUGUUA
Messenger RNA from Nymphalis io (European peacock), 1004 nucleotides. Its product is annotated as ribonuclease kappa-like. NCBI's taxonomy places the organism in Eukaryota, Metazoa, Arthropoda, Insecta, Lepidoptera, Nymphalidae. The transcript has 3 exons. Gene Ontology annotation, molecular function: RNA endonuclease activity. Bases 107 to 403 code for a protein of 98 amino acids. The record is from RefSeq and is a predicted model, not a curated record.